Messenger RNA from Tachysurus vachellii, 876 nucleotides. It is a transcript of the gene pbdc1, whose product is annotated as polysaccharide biosynthesis domain containing 1. Bases 64 to 585 code for a protein of 173 amino acids. The record is from RefSeq and is a predicted model, not a curated record. Gene Ontology annotation, cellular component: cytoplasm. The transcript is spliced from 6 exons. Lineage: Eukaryota; Metazoa; Chordata; Actinopteri; Siluriformes; Bagridae.
GCAUGUAUCUGGCCCUUUAAGAGCCAAGCCUUAGUCUUUAUUUCCGGGUGAAAAGGCAUCAACAUGGACCCUGGAGAAGUUCUCGCCUCUCUGGGGGUGGAAGGAGCAGCAGCCGCAGCACACGCACUCUCUCUCCCUGCUGAGGCUUACGGAAACGAUGCGCAGUUGGAGGUGAUGUGGGCGAUGAAGGCCUACAAUCAUGCAGAAGUUUACUUCAAUCUCAUUUCUUCCGUGGACCCGAAAUAUCUCAAACUCACAAAAACAGACGACGUGAUCCAUACCAAGUUUAGGGAAGACUUUCCAGACUUCGAUGUCAAGGUUCUGGAUCCGGAACUGCUCAAGUCGGCAGAAGCAAAAGAGAAAUGGAGGCCUUUUUGUAACCACUUUGAAAACCUGGUUGAAGACUUUAACUACGGCACACUACUGCGUCUAGACUGCGAGAAGGAUUACACAGAGGAGAACACCAUAUUCGCCACCAGAAUCCAGUUCUUUGCUAUCGAGAUCACGAGAAAUCGAGAAGGUUACAACAAGACCGUGCACGAUGCUGGCACGAAGGCCAAAAAGCAAACAAAAGAGCAGAGUUAACACCCACAGCAUCACACAUUGCUUAUGUUGCUAAUAUGACAUUCUUACUGUCUACUUGAUUCAUUUCACAUAACAGGAAAGUACAGUCUGAGGCCUGUGUGGAGAGAAACUGAAGCUAAAUCCCUCAGUACGUUUAAGUAUUUAAACACAUUAGGUGUCUGUCAUUAAAAGGUCUCUGUGGUUUCUUUUUAUUAGAAAUGUACAUUUCUCUUCAUGUAUAAUCACAUUGAGCUGCAUUUACAUGGUAAAUGUGUAUUAAACUGAGGAAAAUAUACAGUCUCUUUAUCUGGA